AUGUUAUCAGUAGGUGCACUACAAUAUAAUCAUAAAUUCGAAACUAGUGUAAAAGGUUUUGAUAAGCUUUUAGCCAUGAAUCUUAAUGAAUUUGAAAGUGAAAAGAAAGCCAUAAUUGAUAUUGAUGAAUAUGGUUUAGGAAUGUGUAAUGUAAUUCAGCAGGAAUUUAGUCUGCUAAAUAAUUGGAAAUAA
This is a messenger RNA of Cetraspora pellucida, 192 nucleotides long. Lineage: Eukaryota; Fungi; Glomeromycota; Glomeromycetes; Diversisporales; Gigasporaceae. The record is from the annotation of a GenBank genome assembly.